Messenger RNA from Cokeromyces recurvatus, 210 nucleotides. RefSeq lists its product as uncharacterized. Lineage: Eukaryota; Fungi; Mucoromycota; Mucoromycetes; Mucorales; Mucoraceae. The record is from RefSeq and is a predicted model, not a curated record. The transcript has 2 exons. Bases 1 to 210 code for a protein of 69 amino acids.
AUGACAUGGGGAUACGUUUGCCAGAAUUAUGUUCCUGAUAUACCGCCUUAUGCAUGGCCCAUUGUAAUUGCAGAAUGUCAGGGUCGAGAGACUGAUUGUCAAGAAGGAUACAAUUAUGGUACUGCGAAAGAUCUUUGCCUAAAAGGAUGCGAACGUUAUUAUCGUUGUGAACAAGCAGGCGGUCAACCAUCUCGAUCUCAGAGUGAAUGA